AUGGCAUCUUCAUCUUAUACUGGAAAUGGUAAUGGCUAUACAAAACGUUCUCGUCGCAGUGAGCCAACCAUUAUCCAAGUAAAAGAAGAAAUGAUUGAAAUGGAUAAUAAUAAUGCUCCAUAUCAAUCACCUUAUGAGCAAUUAUUACAACAGGAAACUGUUCCAAUACCAGUUGUUGUUCCACCAAAGAAACCUAAAGAACAAAAAUGUCGUUGGGAUCGUUGUACACAUACAGGUGAUAUUAAUGGAUCUUUAUUUGAACAUCUUCUUGAACAUGUUAAUGCUCAAAAACAUAGCAAAAAAGAACAAAUGUGUCUUUGGGUUGGAUGUCGAGUUUAUAAAGUAGCAUCACGAAGUGUUAAUUAUUUAGAAAAACAUAUUCAUAAACAUACAAAUGAAAAACCAUUUCGAUGUGUUUUUGAUAAUUGUACAGAACAAUUUACAUCACAAUUUGCACUUGAAAGACAUGUUCAAACACAUUUAAGACAACAAGAUGCAUCAAUGCUCUUUGAUACUAGUGGUGAAACAUCAAUGAUUGGAACAACAGAUUUUGAUGUUUUAAAUGGUGAUGAAAAUCAUCGUUCAUAUCUACGUGGUGGAAGUAUGAAUGGUUCAUAUCAAAAUAUGCUUCUUCAACAAGUUCAACAUCAAUCAAAUGAGAAAAAAGCUAAUCGAAAACGUCGAGCUAAAAUUAAUGGAGUACCUGUUGCUUACGCUGCAAAUCGAGAUUGUUUUACUGAUAGUGAAAUCUUUCAUUUGACACGUCUCUUUGAUACAUGUCCUUAUUUUUCGACCGAUAAAUCUGGUACAGUAGUUGUUUUACAACCCAAAAUUACUAUGAAACGACAUAUUGGCGAUCGAACUGAACAAUAUGUUGAAUGGACACCUGAAGAUAUGUAAGUAUUAAUAAUAAUAAUAAAAAAUCCUAUUCGUAUUCUUUGAAUUGUUUUUCUUUUUUCUUUAG
This is a messenger RNA of Rotaria sordida, 964 nucleotides long. The record is from the annotation of a GenBank genome assembly. Lineage: Eukaryota; Metazoa; Rotifera; Eurotatoria; Philodinida; Philodinidae.